Suillus fuscotomentosus is the source of this 974-nucleotide messenger RNA. RefSeq lists its product as uncharacterized. Lineage: Eukaryota; Fungi; Basidiomycota; Agaricomycetes; Boletales; Suillaceae. Bases 161 to 760 code for a protein of 199 amino acids. The transcript has a single exon. The record is from RefSeq and is a predicted model, not a curated record.
UACAGUGUAUGUCACUAAGGGACAGCAACUCUCCCCAGGCCGCAAUUUUGAUCCAUAUGUGCUUAGAUUGAAAUUUUGAUAGGAAACUUAGACAAAAGGAGCGUAAAUCUAAAUUUCCGAAAUUUCGCCUGAUUACGUAAUUGUUCACUUUUGCUGUCGAAUGCCUCCUCCUACCAAAAGACAGAAGCAAGCGAAGCAGCAGUAUGCUUCAUCAUCGAGGUGCUUUGACAAUGGGCUGAUAGAAGAUGUUUUUGAAGUCUUUCUGGACCCAGAUUAUGUGCCUGUCUCAGAUGCCGAAAGUGAAGCAGACUCCGAGUCCGACUUUAAUGGAGCAUUGUCAUUCAGUCUCAUAGAUGGCAAUAUAGGAGAGGUAUCAGAUAAUGAAAGCGAGUCGGAUGAUGAAGCAGCUAUGGAGAUUGUGGUCGAGGCUGAAGAGACAGUGGAUUAUGCAGAGGGGUGUGCACGGAGGGCAGCAGUAUCUGCUCAAAAAUUCUGGGCGAACAUUAUGAGUUCAGUGAGUAAUAUCAAUCAGUGCACUGAUAUACAUCGAAAAUUUGAUCAGGAUGUGUUUUCAGGGGAUACGAAGCCAGUGAAACUGCCCAAACGCUCGAUGCCAACAUACAGUGGCACAGCACGAACAUCUACCUAUCUUCGAAAGAGAAAAAUGAGAGAGGGUGCAAAAAACAAUAUGACAAUCACCUCUUUCUGGGCCCGUCGACUAAUCGCGGAGUCGGCCGUCAGAUGCCGCAUACCCAAAUAGGAAACUCCGACACGCUCCGCUCGAAAUUCACUUUUGGCUAGCGAAAAUUUUGAAACUUAAGUUUUUUGAAAAAGUAUUCUGAUAGACUUACUAUACUACUCUAACAUAGCACAUUUGUUAGGUUUUUGAGACGAACGAGGUAUUUCUGAAGGUGUAGAUAGAAUUACAAGUUUUGAUGUCGGUAGUUGCCGCUUUUGAGUGACAUACACUGUAU